ACCAGACCACCUCCUUAUGUGUUUCUUUAAAACCAUAUGAAUGUAAUCGGAGAUCUUCAGUAAAUCAUUGUUACUGCAAAAGCACAAAAAGUGGCGCUUAAAACAUAUACGUAUAGCGUGUGCAAUUCGUAUUCAAUUUUAUUAUAAUAUUGUGUCACUUGAAAAAAUAAAUUGAGGCCAAUAAACAUGUAAGUUGUCUUUUAUUCAAAAUGACUCGUCUUUUGAUUUUAAUAACUCUAACAGUUCUGUACUCAAGUGUAAAUUCAAUGCCUGCUGAUCACACAGGACUUUUGCCAGACUCUCAUAUUGUUGUAGCGCCUUUCAACAAUCUUGCAGAAAUCACCAAUAACAAAAUCGCACAAGUUAUAAAAGCCAAGACUAUUACCAUUACACCACCGUUUCCAGACAAAGGGCGAAAACAUGCAGUUCUAGAGUAUGAAGAUCCUUUCAGUAAAAAGGACUCAACAUAUGGCCAGUUACAACAAUUUGUAGCAAGUUUUUACAACCCUAAACCUAUAGUUGAUACAAUACAAGAACAUGAAAAGUAUGGUAACGAUGGGGAGAAGUUUAGAAGUGUUGGAGUAGCUAUUGUUGGUGGAGUUGAAGGAAUUUCAAAUCUUAUAAAUGCUGCAAUUGAAAUACCAACUGAAACUGUUAAACAAAUUAGUCGAAAAAUUUCAGAUUCGUUGAAUUCAGUGGGAGCUAAAUUCGUAGGACUUUAAUUUUUAAAGUAAUCAACUAGUAUGUUAUAUCAUUAAGAAUAAAAGUGAGUCUUUUUGUGCUAAACCCAGAGAUUAUACGCCGACUAUUACGAAGCCGGCAACUGGGCGAAACACAAAAAAAAACCUUCUAUUCUGAAUGAUAUACAGGGUGUCAAUUUUAAAACUUGCAAUCGGGAAUAUCUCUAGAACUAAAAAAAUUAUGGAGAAUCACUCAAAACCGUUUUGGUAGUUCCUAGACAGAAUCAAAAUGGGAUGGUAAGUGAGUAAGUGGUAAGUAAGUGCAUCUCCACUCAUCCUUAAAGCCACAGCCACCUCAAGUUAACAAUAAAAAUUUUAAAUGGCACUACCCUACUUAUGAUACAUCGUUGGAAUGCUCAUAACAAGCGCUUUUCAAAAAUGUCCUACAACAGCCUAUUUGGUAAAGCCGUUUUCAAAUUAUUUAAAAAUAAAGACUUUAAAUUUUCAUUCUUUUUAUUAUAUUCAAGGGUGGUUGAAGGUGCGUCAUUUACCAUGUCAUUUUGAUUUUCCCUAGGAACCCCCAAUAGUAUAUUACAGUACGAGUGGAGAAACUAAAAGAUUCACCCACGCGUGUGUCGGAUUUACACACAAGGCGAAGUCGAGUAUGGAAUGACACACGAGUGGGUGAAUUAGUUUCUCACGAGUGCUGUAUAUCGUUUUGUUCAAUCCUGUCAGUGAAUUUUGGAACACAAUUAAAAUUUUAUAAUUUGUGCAAUUUAUGUCAUAAAACAUAGGGAGCACUUUCGUUGUAAUUAACGUGAGGUAAAAGUGUAAGGUAAAACCAUAAAUAAAUAAACAUAUUGAGCAAUUCUGAACGAAAGAUUUUUCUUUGAGUGGGCAAAUGGUUUUACCUCACACUUUUACCUCACAUUGUCAUGAGUGAGCAAAACAAAUACUUUCUCGUUUUGUAUCCCAGUGAGAAAGCAAGAUUGAAUAAAAUAGUUUUGAUUAAUUCUCAAUAACUUUUUCAGUUCUAGAAAUAUUGCGAAUUGCAACUUUUAAAAUUGAUAUAAAAUUGACGAAAAUUUGAAAAUUUUUAAUGUUAAUCUUACUAUUUUUGUUUUUGACAUCUGUUAUUUAUGCAUAUGGGCGACUCGUAGUACACCCUAGUAUACUAUAGCAUCGGUUGAAUACAGGAUUAUCAUAAAGCACAUAAAACAUAUACAGGUGUCCCACGAGUAAUAAUGAGUCUGAAAAAAUUUUGGAAGCAACCAACAUUACAUUCCAAAGAUAACGUGGAUAUUAAAAUAUUUAGUUUUUAUAAAUUAAACAUAGUGACCAAACAGCACACUUCAAUUUAUAAAAAGUCAACCCUUUGGUGAGAAUUACAAAAAUUUUGCGGAAAGGACCAAUAAGAUCCUCAUUUAUGAAGAAUGUUUGAAAAAUGCUUCGCAGUCUGCACGUUUCUAUCCAGCGCGAUAUCCAAAUAGACGGAGUAGUCAUUUUGACCGAUAGAAAUUUGUCAAAAAUAAAAAUACGAUUACUGUGUUUAACUAAUUAAAACAAAAUAUUUUAAUAUGCACGUUAUCUAUGAAAUGUAAUGUUGGUUGCUUCAAAAAACUUUUUAGGCUCAUUAUUACUCUUGGGACCGCCUGUAUAGCUUUUAACGUCAGCUUCAUAGACGUCAAAAUCUGAAAGAAAAAAAACACCUUUCUCAGCACAACAUAAUUUAAAAACAACAAUAAGCAAUUAAAAUCACAAGAGAAAUGGAGAGGUACUUAACAAAUUCUUAAAGUAAAUGUUCAAAAUUACUUCUAACGUUACGGUUCCAAAGGGAGUUAAUGCAGGCCAAUUUUCUAAUCUUCUAAAAAGUUUGUUGCUUGGAGCUCGACGUUUGGGAUAACACUCUCGGUACAAAUUUUCUGCAGUAACAUUUCCCAAAAAUCAGUAUCACAUCCGUUCUCUCACCGUUUGAAUACAUUUUUAAAACGAACGAAAAAUUGUGAAAAAAAAAUUGUGAAUUGUGAUUCUUUUACUUAAUUUAUAAAGUCUGUCCCAUUUAAUAAACAAUUGUCAGUGUCAAAAUCAAAAAGAAUUUUCGUUGUGUGGCUUUAAUUGACAAAAUUUAUGAACUGGGUGUGUUGCUCACUCCAAAUACGGGUACGUAAUGUAGAUUUAAUUUCUCAAUUUUCCCUUUUAAAGCGACAUGAACUACUUUUAUACCCGAUUUUGACACUGACAAUUGUUUAUUAAAUGGAACAGAUUUUACAUACUUGAAUUCCUGAUUUAAUUUACCCGUCGUCUGCGUUGAUUGACAGUAAUAAAAGUCUGGGCAAUGCCAAAAAAUGGCCGUUGGGGGAGCGACGAGUCUGUAGUCUAAUGGAAUCUGUAUAUUUUGGUUUGAAACCUUGAUACAUUUUUGUAUACAAAAAUUUACUUUUCUGUUUUAUGGGUUGCAUAAUAAUAAAUGCGUACUUGUUUA
This is a messenger RNA of Tribolium madens (black flour beetle), 3162 nucleotides long. RefSeq lists its product as uncharacterized. The record is from RefSeq and is a predicted model, not a curated record. Bases 210 to 722 code for a protein of 170 amino acids. NCBI's taxonomy places the organism in Eukaryota, Metazoa, Arthropoda, Insecta, Coleoptera, Tenebrionidae. The transcript is spliced from 4 exons.